GACGAAGAUAUCUGGGACGUGGACUGUAGAGAUACUUGUGACUCUGGGGCUAGUAGAAGAGCAUCAGAGGCACUGAGGGAUCUGCAAGUGUUCAGCAGCCGAUCCAACAGCACAGGCGCAGGCUGAGAAGCGCAAUGGGAUCAGAAAAAGAGCAGAGAACUGAAUGAAAGGGACUCUGAUAACCUGCUGGGGAUCACUCAGAAGCCCACUGAAGUAGCCCCCAGUCCUGUGCCUGAGAAUGCAAGGAAGGGACUACAGCUGACCAUGUGGACCAUCCUAAUGAUUAUCUUCUCAACUUCAUCACUAACUCAGAUCGAAGCCAUGAUUACAUCAUGUGAAGUACUGAAAAUUAUGAAAAGGGAAGAAGAACUCUGCACAUUGAUCCUUUCCCAGGAAGAAGUGAAUAGAACAGCUGAAAAUGAACACCUUGGAAGUUCAGGUGGUUGCCUUGGAAUGUGGGAUAAUAUAACGUGUUGGCUGUCCUCUUCAGUUGGGCAAACCAUUAGAGCUCCCUGCCCCAAAGUCUUCCAGAUCAUAACAGGGAAAAAAGGGUAUAUGUAUCGUAACUGCACCAAGGAAGGCUGGUCAAAGCGAUUCCCUAGAACACACAUUGCUUGCGACUAUGAUCUGAAAGAAGUGAAUGCUACUUUAAUUUCACAGAGACCACGGCAAUCUUAUAUUAUGAAGUUAAAUAUUGUGUACACUGUUGGAUACAGUUUCUCCCUGGUGGCUCUGACAGUUGCCUCAGGUAUUUUGGCUUCUUUUAGAAGACUUCGCUGUACAAGAAAUUACAUCCAUAUGCAUCUGUUUGCAUCGUUUAUUUUGAGAGCCAUGGCGAACUUCAUCAAAGAUGCUGUGCUGUCUGAAGAUUCUGAUGAUGCUGUCUACUGUGGAUUAUUCAUGGUAAGAUGUAAGAUUGCCAUGGUCUUCUUCCAUUUCUGUAUUAUGUCUAACUACAGUUGGCUUCUCAUGGAAGGGCUGUACCUUCAGACUUUGUUAGUGAUCUCUUUCUUCUCGGAACGGAAGUACUUCUGGUGGUUUGUGGUUUUGGGAUGGGGCACCCCAAUCCUGUUUGUUACAACAUGGGCCCUAGUCAGAGAAUUCCAUGAAAAUAUUGGGUAAGCUACAAUUUUAAUAACUGUUCCCCACAUUUUAUGUCUAUAAACCAGUGCUGCCUUUUCUACUAAUAAGCUUUUCACAGCUGGUUUCAA
Sphaerodactylus townsendi is the source of this 1211-nucleotide messenger RNA. It is a transcript of the gene SCTR, whose product is annotated as secretin receptor. Gene Ontology annotation, molecular function: secretin receptor activity; peptide hormone binding; G protein-coupled peptide receptor activity. NCBI's taxonomy places the organism in Eukaryota, Metazoa, Chordata, Lepidosauria, Squamata, Sphaerodactylidae. Gene Ontology annotation, cellular component: plasma membrane. The record is from RefSeq and is a predicted model, not a curated record. Bases 265 to 1122 code for a protein of 285 amino acids. The transcript is spliced from 8 exons. Gene Ontology annotation, biological process: cell surface receptor signaling pathway; adenylate cyclase-modulating G protein-coupled receptor signaling pathway; brain development.